CCAGCCAGCCAUUGUCAGCGAGUACGUUCCCAGCAAUAUUCUUAGUAUCAUAUUUACGUUCAAAGUGUUCAAAUCGCAAAAGGCAAAUCAUACGCAAGCUCGCUCGCUUCUUACAAAAACAAGAAAUCGUUCAACCAAAGGCAACGUGGAUCAAUCAAAAAUCAAUGCUAAAUAUCUAAAUAAAAAAAUUCCAAAAUCAAACGCGAAGUUUAGUUCGUACAAAGGUCGUCGACAACUGCAGUGUCAAUUGCAGUAAGAACAAAGUUUGUUUUCGUGGAAUAUUCGGAUCAGCUGUGCUGUGCAUUUGCUGACUUCGUCUAAUAUUACAUCGAAUAAAAGCGCAACUCUGUUUUACAAAGUGAAAUUCUUGAAAUUAAUCCAAUCAAUCCUAUAGCAAUAAAAGCUAGAUAACAAAUCUCAUGAAGUCACAGCGUCAUAAAGCUCUCUGAAUCGCUUAAAAAAUUCCAUGUGAUCUUAAUGCUCGAAUAACAAUAUUAAAGUGUUUAACUGAAAGCUUUUUAGUGUUAAUUUUAACAAUUUUUGUGUGGCAAUAUUUACCACACCCCGCGUUGUCAUUAAGAAUAUAUACCAAGUGAAUCUCCAGUAAUAAAUCCAAAGUCUCAAUGGCAUCACCGGCCUGUGAACAUCGCUACAAGGAUUUCAUUUUCAUAAGUUAUUAGAUUUUGUCUUUAUACCCGUUUAUAAAAAUAACUACAAAACUCUCAAUAUAUAUUGAGAGCCCAGUUACAAGUGUUAUAUAUCGAAACGUGUUUUAAACUCUGCGAUAGACGCAUUUUAAUGUCAAAUUUUGUUUGUGCUAAAGCAAGUAUCUCAGAUAAAAAUACCUAGAUGCUUAACAGCUACAAAUCAAGCUCGUAACAAUAUUUUCUGUACCGAAAUUGACUGUUAAGCCCACUGUCUCACACACAUACACACAUAUAUUCAUAUAUAUAUACGUUAGUGAAAAACAUUCGCAGCGCAAAAUUGUAGCAUACUUUUUGGCUGCAAACAUUAUAGACGCGCCUACAAACACACUAUAAUACGACAAAAGUUAACGGCACUUACCGUGAGCUCGUCAUCUGAUUAUAACAACCACACGUAAAGGUUUGCUAAACAACUGCAGCCCACAGUUCGAUUGGGUUCCGCUGUAACUGUAAUUCGCAUCUACGUUAGUGCUAUGCACCAUUCGCGUUCGGUGGCGCAACUAAAACAACAACAACACCGUACUUGGCAGCGCGACUAUCGCGCCUACAUUCGUAUGUGUGCAUACUAUCGGCAUCGUUCCGUAGUAGGCAUAACCGGCGGCGUCGGCGGCGGUACGUACACGCCCACCCACACACCCACCAUACAAGCGCAUACGCAAUAUUUUAUGUUGAACAUUCAAAAGCACUUGCUAAAGCGUAUGAACAUUUAUUGGCGCAAUAUAGCGGUAAUUAUUCACAAAGUGAAUACGAUCAAUAAGUUUAAGUUCGACAAGUUUAGCAAGAAGAAAAACUCUCGUAUGCUACACGGUGUAAUGGGUUUACGUGUGACGUCAUCAAUGAUGCGACAUUGCAUCAUGAUGCUCGGUAAGUAG
Messenger RNA from Bactrocera tryoni, 1576 nucleotides. RefSeq lists its product as uncharacterized. NCBI's taxonomy places the organism in Eukaryota, Metazoa, Arthropoda, Insecta, Diptera, Tephritidae. The transcript has a single exon. The record is from RefSeq and is a predicted model, not a curated record. Bases 1178 to 1576 code for a protein of 132 amino acids.